AUGUCGAGCAAGGCGGCAUUGAAGGCCGUGCGGUCGGCCAUCGACUCAAAGGACUAUGCUACAGCAGUCGAGAAAGCGAGGAGUCUCGUACAGCAAGACCCGAAAAAUUACCAUGGGAACAUCUUCCUCGGACUCGCCUAUGACAAGCAGAAUAAGACUGAAGAAGCUGAGCAAGCUUACCUAGCGGCCACACGCAUUAAAGACAGCGAUCGCACAGCUUGGCAGGGUCUAGUCACCCUCUAUGAAAAACAAGGAAAUUCCAAGCUCGAUCCCUGGCACGACGCAGCUCUCCGUCUAGCCCAGAUAUUCGCCGAUGGCAAUGACAUGCACCGCUGUCAGGAUACGAUCGAUAAAUACACCAACAUUGCCCGGAGUCGAGGCUCCAAGGCCCAGUAUAAAUGUGCCCUGCAACUACAACUUCCAACCUCCCCGAUUUAUAGCAUCCUCGAAGGCCGAAUGCCCCACCCCUCCCAAACCUAUCUACGCCUAAUCGAGAUCACCGAAGCGGAAGAGAAGGAAUAUAUCAAUCGCGAGAUCGGAGAGCGAAGAACUCGUCUCGGAGCACGCCUCGACCAGGUGACGGUGGAAGUGAAGCGAGAGGCUUUCAAACGAAUGGGACUGGAGGACCUGUAUCGAGGCAUCAUCAACUGGACCAACGACGAUGAAGUUCGACGCCAGUACGAAGAAAAAUUGCUCGAACGCGCCUACGAUGAGUUGAAGGUCUUGCACCACAAGCAAAAGAACACCAAGAGAAGGGAAAUCCUCCGUGCUGCUCAGGAUAUGGUCAUUAUCAAGCACCCCUUUGAACUCGCAUGGACCAUUGUCCUAGAAUGGCAGGAUAUCGAAACCUACUCUCAAUGGGACGUCGGUGUUAUUCGCGAAUUUAUCGAAUUCUUUCCCGACAAUGGAUUGGGCAAGGUUCUCAAGGGCUUUCUUGCAAGCGAGCUUUCACCUUUCCCUAAGGAGGAAGCUUCGGAGGAUGAUGCAGUUACCGAAAUUACAGACAAUACAGAGUUCUCUGCGCAGGACCGCUUGAUCUUGAUGGUUGAAGGGCUUGAGAGCGCACGUUCAUCAAUCAUCGCACACCGGGUCAUGGCAGAUUUGCACCUCGUGCUUGAAGAAUAUGAGGGGGCCGCUCGGGUAGCUGGGGACGGGAUCAAAAAUGUCCAAGAAGUCUCUGGCUACACUGGAAUCAAUUUCAUCAACACAAAGGACUCACUCAACAUCAAUCUAGCCAACUCCUACAUUUACUAUCAAUCUCCUCGUUACCACCCCGAAGCCAAGGCGAUCUUUGAAGAGAUUCUUCAACGCAAUCCAACAUCAACAACGUGUCUUCUGGGUAUCGGUCUCAUCCUCCAGGUGGAUGAGGACUACGCAGAUGCCGUCUUGUUCUUAGAACGUGCUCUGGAGCGUGAUUCCACCAACAUCAAAAUUCGUGGCGAGCUCUUCUGGUGUAUGGCAUUGAAUGGGGAUUUCGAAACAGGUUUAGAGGGCCUCCUCGGUGCUCUCGACAGUCUGAAUGAGGAACAACCCGAAAACAAGGCAUUUAAGGCCGUGCUCCUGUACCGCGUGGGCUACUGCAAAUGGGAGCUUGAUCAAUCUCGAGCGGCUCGGAAGGACCGGAACGGAGCUUACUCUUACUUCCUCGCAUCUAUCACCGCCGAUAUGAACUACGCUCCGGCAUAUACCAGCCUCGGUUUCUACUUUGCGGAUUAUAAGAAAGACAAAACCAGAGCUCGGCGAUGCUUCCACAAAGCGUUCGAGCUUUCGACUUCCGAGAUUGAAGCUGCCGAGCGUCUUGCUAGGAGCUUCGCAGAUCAACGUGAGUGGGACCUCGUGGAGGUCGUCGCGCAACGAGUCGUUGAUUCUGGCAAAGCUAAGCCAUCACCUGGCUCGAAACGUAAGGGCUACAGCUGGCCAUAUGCAGCCCUCGGUACUGUGCAGAUCAACAAACAACAAUAUGCACGAAGCAUUGUUUCAUUCCAGGCAUCACUGCGACUUUCUCCGGGGGAUUAUCAUUCCUGGGUUGGACUUGCGGAGAGUUAUCACCAUUCUGGUCGCUAUGUUGCAUCCACCAAAGCCUUUGAGCAUGCGCGAGAGCUAGAAACUAAUCUUUCCGAAGAAGAGACGGAACACGUUUGGUUCGCACGUUAUAUGCUGGCAAAUGUGAAAAGAGAGCUUGGUGACUUCAAUGAUGCUGUUUCAAGUUACGAGGAUGUCCUCGCUUCUCGACCGGGUGACAUUGGCGUGACAAUUGCCCUACUUCAGACCCUAGCAGAGAGUUCUUGGAAAAGUGUGGAUUCGGGCUUGUUUCAUGACGCAGCGGAGCUAGCGUGCAGGGUGAUCCAGGUCGCAGGCUCGAUUGUGUCUGUUCGAUCUGACAUCUUUAACAUGUGGAAGGCUGUUGGUGAUGCUUGUGCCAUAUUCUCAUACAUCGGCAAAGAGGUUGGCAAGCUCUCCGCGGUCGACUGCAAAGCCCUGCUGUCUACCGGAAUCGACGAUGAAGCCCUUAACAUCAUGUUUGAGGUGGACGGAGUUGGAAAAGAUUGGCUUGACUCCAGCCUGGACGAUACUGUCUCGUCUGAUGCCUGCAUCCACUUGUCCAUCCUGGCUUACAAGCGGGCGAUCCACACUUCGAUCAAGGACACGCAUGCACAGGCAGUCGCAUGGUAUAAUCUAGGCUGGGCCGAAUACAGAGCAUUCCGAAACACACAUGUCGCGCCUGGUACGAAGAAGCCUCGCAAGUUCCUUAAGGCAGCAAUGCGAUGCUUCAAAAGGGCCAUCGAGCUGGAAUCCGGAAACUCCGAGUUCUGGAACUCGCUCGGCGUUGUAACAACAACGAUGAGCCCCAAGGUUGCUCAACAUGCUUUCGUCCGCAGCCUUCACCUCAAUGACAGAAGUGUUCAGGCCUGGACUAACCUGGGCGCACUUUACCUUCUCCAUAAUUCUGUUCAGCUCGCCAAUGAAGCAUUUACCCGUGCCCAGUCUACGGACCCCGACUACUCACAGGCCUGGGUUGGACAGGGCUUACUUGCCCUCCUCUACGGCGACAAAAAGGAAGCGCGUGGCCUCUUUGAGCACGCGUUUGACAUCUCAAAUUCUUCUGCUGUACUUCCCAAGCGACAGUAUAGUUUGACUCUUUUCGAUCACCUCCUCGCCGAUGAAUCAGCUUCUAACGAAGUAUCUCAACUCAUCCAACCGUUCUUCGCCCUCCACCAGCUCUGUGCGCAAGACCCCUCAGAUCUACCUUUCAUCCACCUCUCCGCCCUCCUGGCAGAGAGAAUGGGAGAAACUGCCGACGCCGAGGGCAGUCUUCAGACCGUCUGCUCUGGCAUGGAGACUGAGUUCGAAGCCUCAGAAUCUCCAGCUGCACUCUCUAGAUUCGCACAAGCCAACGCAGAUCUAGCUCGUGUUCUUCUUGCUUGUGGUGAUUACGAACAGGCCACAGAGAAAGCCGAGACCGCUCUCACGCUCUCCGGGGAGGAAGAUGCUAGCAACUUUGAUCCAGAGGGAUGCAGCAAGAUGCGAUUAUCCGCACACCUGACCGCUGGCCUCUCUUUCUAUUUCCUACAAUCAAUGGAUCAGGCUAUCGAUAUGUUCCGCGAUGCUCUACAAGAAGCCGAUAGUGCCCCAGAUGUAGUAUGUCUCCUUGCCCAAGUUCUCUGGGCCAAGGGUGGCGAAGAGGAGCGCUCGGUAGCCCGUCAGCAGUUAUUUGACUGCGUCGAGAACCACCCAGAGCAUGUCGGAGCCGUCAGUCUAUUGGGAGCCAUCGCAAUCCUAGAUGGAGACAGGGAUACAGUUGAGGCGGUUGAGUCAGAUCUUCACAACAUGAUCACUCGGAAUGAUAUCGAAAUCCAUGACCGAGCUCGACUGAUCAAACUUCUCGCUGCGAUCUCAAUCAUGGGCUCCGCUGGGGGGUAA
Molecule: messenger RNA, 3921 nt
Organism: Penicillium waksmanii
Lineage: Eukaryota; Fungi; Ascomycota; Eurotiomycetes; Eurotiales; Aspergillaceae
Product: SKI complex subunit tetratricopeptide repeat protein SKI3
Exons: 3
Coding region: 1-3921 (1306 amino acids)
Cellular component (GO): Ski complex
Molecular function (GO): protein binding
Source: RefSeq, a predicted model, not a curated record